Messenger RNA from Anopheles marshallii, 4740 nucleotides. RefSeq lists its product as uncharacterized. The record is from RefSeq and is a predicted model, not a curated record. The transcript is spliced from 2 exons. Gene Ontology annotation, molecular function: nucleic acid binding. The coding region runs from base 1 to 4740 and encodes 1579 amino acids. Lineage: Eukaryota; Metazoa; Arthropoda; Insecta; Diptera; Culicidae.
AUGGAAAAGAAAAUUAAAGCCGCGCAGUUAAAAAAGCGCCAAGCUCAAACGCUGAUCAAGAACAUUGAGCAGUUCAAAUUGAACUAUUCUGAUAGUGAUGUGAAUGAAAUUCCCGUGUGUUUGGAACAGUUGGAGCAACAUAAUGCCAAUUUUAUGGAUGCAAUCUCCAAACUCGAGGAGUUGGAUGAGUCCGCGGAAUCUCUAGAAACGUAUUUGCAAGAAAGGUGCGAAAUGGACAAUGUGUAUCGCAAAUUAAAGGGAUUCUUGCUUCAGAAGCAGCCAUGUGAAGCAAAUCCGCUAAAUGCUUCAGUGUUGUUUGCGAACACGAGUGUUGGUUCGUCGGGUCAUUCGGGACCAAGCUUACGACUCCCGAAAAUCGGAUUACCAUCCUUCGAUGGUGAUUCAACGAAGUGGCUCUCCUUCCGUGAUCGAUUUGUAUCGAUGAUCGAUUCGUCAGCAGAGAUUCCUCCGAUCAUGAAACUUCAGUACCUGUUGUCUUCACUGAAGGGGGAAGCCGCUUUGCUCUUCGAGCACACCACGCUGAUAGCAGACAAUUACGCUGGCACCUGGGCCGCAAUGUUGAAAACCUACGACAACCCGCGUAUGUUGAUCCGGCAAUAUCUGCGGAAAAUUCACCAUCUCCCAGCGGUAAAAUCGGAAUCUGCGGAUGAAUUGGCACACCUGGUCGUCGAGUUUAAGCGUCAUGUAGACGGCUUAGAAAAGCUGAAGGAACCUGUCGACAGUUGGGACGCUCCGCUCACCACCUUGAUUUUCUUCAAGCUGCAUCCCUCGACUAUGCUGGCUUGGGAAAAGCAUUCGUCGCAAGCACCUCGAGAUAAGUAUAAGGAUCUCAUCGAGUUCUUACAAAGUCGUGUAAUAAUUCUCAGGUCAACUCGGGAAUUCUCGGAAGACAUAAAGGUCAAUGCGGCAAUGGGGGCCGGCGGCGAGCGAAAGGUUGGAUCCAGACCGAAAUCUGCCGUGAAUGCAGCGACAACACAGCAAUCGACGCAUGGCCAGUCCAACCGCAUGCAGCUACCUUGCCCGUUGGGUUGCGAAGAGGCGCACAAUCUUCGCAGCUGUCCUGAGUUCCUGAAAGGGGAUGUCCAGCGUCGUCGAGAAGUGGUGGCGAAGGAGCAGCUAUGCUUCAACUGCCUGAACCAAAACCACCAAGUGAGAUCAUGUAAGUCACUUAAUCGUUGCAUUACGUGCAACGCCAGACAUCAUAGCUUACUACAUGACAACACACGUCCGAAAGUGUCGAUGGCGGCAAAGGCCGAUCAAGAGAUGUCAUUUCUUGAGACGGCAUUGCUUUGGGUGGUCGAUGACCAUGGUAUUCGGCAUGAAGCACGAGCGCUCUUGGAUUCAGGAUCCAUGUGCAACUUCAUUUCGGAAUCCUUAGCGCAAAAGUUGCUUACCACGCGAUCAAAGGUUAGUGUUUCGAUCAUAGGUAUCGGUCAAGCGGUACAACAGGUUAACCGAUCCGUCGUUGCUGCAGUGCAAUCGAAGUCAGGGCAGUUUGCAUCCACUAUGGAAUUUCUGAUUUUGAAAUCACCGUCUGCUGAGAUUCCAAUAACACCGAUCGACACAACAUCAUGGAAGAUUCCGACUGUCACGUUAGCAGACCCAUCAUUCCACAUCCCAGGGAAGAUCGAUAUCGUCAUCGGUAGUGAUGCAUAUUGGGAAAUGCAUACUGGAAAAAAGCGUGCACUAGGUAGAGGCAGACCAUGGUUGGUAGAGACGCCCUUCGGUUGGACAGUCUCUGGGAAUACUUCCCACACAUCGGCUUCGAGCCAUCGGUCCUGCCUCACCACCGUCAGUCAAGCUUCACUUGACACUAUGCUGCAACGCUUCUGGGAAACAGAAAGCAUCCUAGAAGGUCCCGCGUUGUCCAUAGAAGAGGACCAAUGCGAGAAGCAUUAUGCGGCCACUACAACGCGUGAUAGCCAAGGUCGAUACGUAGUAAGCUUGCCGCAGAAGACCGAUUCUGAUAUUGUACUGGGACAAUCUAGAGCGAUAGCCGAUCGACGGCUCGUUGCCGUUGAACGACGAUUGUUGAACAAUCCUGAAAUGGACAGAGAAUAUAAAAGGUUUAUGUCCGAAUACGAAACAUUGGGACACAUGAGAAAACUCACCGAACCUGUUGAUGAUAGUGCUCCGCACUAUUACAUCCCUCACCAUGCGGUGGUGAAGGAAACGAGUACGACCACGAAGGUACGUGUUGUCUUCGAUGCAUCCUGCAAGACAACAUCUGGGUACUCGUUAAACGAUACGCUGCUCAUAGGCCCUACGGUACAAGAUGAUUUGUUUACGAUCAUCUUAAGGUUCAGAAAGCACGCCAUAGCCCUAGUAGCAGAUGUCGAAAAGAUGUAUCGACAAGUUCGUCAUUGUGAAAGUGAUCACAAACUGCUACGAAUUCGGUACCGAGAAAGAUUCACCGACCCGAUAGCAACGUACGAGUUGCAAACAGUUACCUACGGUACUGCCUCAGCGCCAUUUUUGGCCACACGCACGUUGCAACAGAUUGCACACGACCACAAGGGCCAGUACCCCAAAGCGAUAGAUCCAGUUCUACACGACUUCUAUGUGGAUGAUUUAUUGACCGGUGCAGCGGACCUGGCAGAUGCCAUCGAAGUGCGCAAGCAAAUUUCGCAAAUGCUGGAUUCAGCCGGCUUUGCAUUGAAGAAGUGGGCGUCAAAUGUUCCUGCUGCACUACGAGAUGUCCCACUAGAGGAUCUUGCGAUCAAAACGAUGCACGAAUGGCAGGAUGGCCAAGCAGUAUCAACGCUAGGGUUGGUUUGGGAACCAGCCAAUGAUAUGUUCUGCUUCAAAGUCAAUCUUCCACCACCUGCUGAAGUAUUAACGAGAAGUCUGGUCUUGUCGUAUACGGCAAGUAUAUUCGACCCUCUUGGGCUAUUGGGUCCGACCAUCAUCCUGGCUAAGAUGUUCCUGCAGCGAUUAUGGAGUCUGAGGCAUGAUGGAAAUGCUUGGGAUUGGGAUCGUGCAUUACCGGGCGAGCUUCAGGAAGAGUGGAGAAGUUUCCACUCAACGCUACAUUUGCUACGCAAAGUACGUGUGCCUCGUUUUGUGUCCCAGGCUGAAAUGGUUAGCCUACAAUUGCAUGUAUUUGCUGAUGCAUCGCAAAUUGCAUAUGGAGCUUGCUGCUAUGUGAGAGCAGAAUCCAUGGGGUCAACUACGGUGCGGCUAUUAGCUGCCAAAUCAAAGGUCGUUUCUCGGGCAAACACCCAUUCGAUUGGCAGGUUGGAGCUGUGCGCCGCACGAUUAGCGACGCAAUUGUUCCAGAAAGUGAGUCGAGUGCUAACGACAUCUACGAUGACUAUCUGUUGGACCGACUCGAUGACAGUCAUGUACUGGCUGAAGUCUCCUCCUCGUCGAUGGAAACCAUUUGUGGCCAACAGGGUGGCCCAAAUACAGGAGGAAACGAGGAUAUCAUGCUGGCGUCAUGUUCCGGGGUGUCAUAACCCGGCAGAUGACAUUUCACGGGGACUAAAGCCAGACGAGUUGCUGAAGUGUGAUCGGUGGUGGCAUGGACCACAUUGGUUGGUUCUCGGCGAAGAUGAAUGGCCACAAUCGGUACCACUACCCAUGAAGGAUGACGGUGACAUCGAAGAACGAGCAAAGGUGUCACUAAUUGUCAUAGCGAAGUGUGAAAUCCGUGACAAACUCUUUGAACGGUUCUCGUCAUACAGCAAACUGAGACGAGUAAUGGGUUACUGCUUGCGAUUCAUCGAAUGCAGCCGAGCAAGCAAGGUAUCAACGAGCAAGUCCAACAAGCCGACUUCUAUCAAGGAGUUGGAAAAUGCUGUUCCUUCGCUUACAGCGACGGAACUGCGCAGUGCGGAACUGAGGUUGUGCCAGCUAGCACAACGGGAUUCAUUCGCGAAAGAGCUGGACGACCUGCAACGAGGGAAACGUGUUGGUGAAACAUCGAAGCUAAAGUGGUUGUCACCGUACCUUGAUGAAGGAGGUAUGCUACGCAUCGGUGGCCGGCUGGGAAAUGCAAACAUUUCCAAGGAUGUUAAGCACCCCAUCAUCCUUGCGGCAUCACAUCACCUAUCUACACUGUUAGUAUCAGCAUAUCAUCUGCAGUUACUACAUGCUGGUCCGCAGUUGAUGUUGGCAACGAUUCGACAACGUUUCUGGUUGAUUGGUGGUCGAAAUCUUGCAAGGAGCGUUUACCAUCGAUGUCACACUUGUUUUAAGAACAAGCCGGUAUUGGUGAAGCAGGCAGUAGCUGAUUUGCCUGAAUCACGAGUGACACCGACGAGACCAUUUGCAGUAAGCGGUGUGGACUAUUGCGGACCAUUUCUUCUGAAAUCAACGAUCCGGAACCGGAGUCCAACAAAGGCAUACAUCGCGAUCUUCGUGUGCUUCUCAACGCGGGCAGUUCACAUCGAGUUGGUGAGCGAUCUCACCACGACAGCGUUUUUGGCAGCAUUACGUCGUUUUGUCGCACGCAGGGGCAAGGUAUCUGAGUUACACUCAGAUAAUGCGACCACGUUUAAGGGAGCAGCCCACGAAUUGAACCGCAUUUAUAAAAUGUUGAAAGCUGAUGAUACCACGCGGGUGCGAUGCAGGUUUAGCUGCGUCGAUACUACUGAUACGCUGAUGGAGAAGAGCGGUCUCGAGCUUAAUCCGAUACGAUGUACUGGUGCUGCAGAUCUUCAACUUGAUCUCGAUUUCAUCUCCAUUAUCACUUCGUUUAUGAAUGUCGAAGUAUAG